AUGAAUAGGGUAACACUCAAAAACAAAGGUCAAGGUGAGGUAAAGUCCAAAAGUAAAGUAAAAUUAGGUCUCACUUAUCCAACCUUUGGAUAUGAGCUUGUGACUGUCAAAAAGCAUGAACUUUGUGAUCCAGAUCUCUCAAGCACAGAUUUAGGAUAUAGUGAUACACAGCAUCUCGGCUUCAAACUCGUCAAUACAACAUAUACGACAGAUCCUGACCAAUCCAAAGUAGACACAAUGACGUCACCUGAAUUAAGUGACAUUCUGAAGGAUUUCCCCCCAGGCCCCCUUGAUGAAUACAGGAAAAGGGCAUCUUUUGAUUGGAAAAAUAUGAAGCUAUUUCUUGAAGGAGAAGACAUCAUAAAAUAUAAGCAUUAUGUCUAUUCCUGCAUGGAGGGUGAUCCUAAACUAGGAAAGAUCAGCUCUGAGACAUUACCUUUAGAAGAGCAGCGUCGUCUCGUUAUGACACGUAAUAAGCGUUUAAUGGAGUAUGACUUUGAAGCCACUUGUCGUGAAAACACUAUUCCCCCGAAUAUUCUUGGACAAUGUCUACGAAGCUAUGACAAGUCAUUGAGCAUGAAAUACUCCCUCAACAUGCAGAUGUUUGGAGGUACAGUUCGUGCUUCUGGCUCAAAAAGACAUGAAGAAAUUGUGGAAAAAGUUAACAACUUCGAGUACCUGGGAUGUUUUGCUCUGACUGAACUAAGCCAUGGGAGCAACACUAAGGCAAUGAGAACAGAAGCACACUAUGACCCCAAGACACAGGAAUUUAUAAUCAACACACCAGACUUUGAAGCAACUAAGAUCUGGGUGGGCAAUAUGGGCAAGACAGCCACACAUGCAGUAGUGUAUGCUCAACUUUAUACAGCCGAUGGCAGUUGCCAUGGGUUACAUUCCUUUGUUGUACCACUGAGAGAUCCGCGGACACUACUGGCUCUCCCUGGGGUUGUCGUUGGAGACAUGGGGGAGAAGAUAGGCCUCAAUGGCCUCGACAAUGGCUUUGCAGCCUUUAACCAAGUUCGGAUUCCAAGAGACUAUUUGCUCAAUAGAACGGGAGAUGUUACCCCAGAUGGCAAAUAUGUAACCCCCUACAAGGAUCCAAACAAACGAUUUGGUGCUUCUUUGGGGGCACUCUCAGGGGGUCGUGUAGGGAUUACAGGGAUGUGUGCCACAAAUCUAAAAAUGGCACUUCCUAUCGCAAUAAGAUAUUCUGCUGCAAGGCGACAGUUUGGUCCACCAAAUAAACCAGAGAUGCCAGUAUUAGAAUACCAACUACAGCAAUGGCGUUUAAUUCCCUUUCUUGCUGCCUCAUAUGCAAUUGAUUACUUCUCUAAAAAGUUCUUUAUGGACUAUGUGGAGUUCCGCAUUGGAAUGAUGAUGGGGGACAAGAGUGAGAAACAGGCAGAACUUGGACGAGAGAUACAUGGCUUAUCAUCAUCAAGCAAGCCCUUGGCAGGAUGGACUGCGAGAGAUGCCAUACAGGAGUGCAGGGAGGCAUGUGGGGGUCAUGGCUAUUUUAAAGUGAAUCGACUUGGUGACUUGAGAGAUGAGAAUGACCCUAACUGCACAUAUGAGGGGGACAACAAUGUGCUCUUACAACAGACCAGCAACUAUCUACUUGCCAAACUAAGAGAAGGCCACCCAAUUCAGUCCCCACUAGGAUCGAUAGACUUCCUUGAAGAUAUAAACACAAUCAAACAGACCAAGUUCUCUGCUCAGACCAUGGAGCAAUGCUGCAACACUGAAGUCCCCCUAGCAGCCUACAAAUGGCUGGUGACAUACCUGUUGGAAGAGAGUGCAAUUAAGUUGAAGUCAGAGCUCUCUAGCGGGAAAGAUUCAUUCUCAGCACGUAAUGACAGCCAGGCAUACUACUGCAGGACGCUGUCUUUUGCCUUCAUAGAGCACACAGUUUUAGAUACCUUCAAUAAGUAUAUACAAGACACUGACACACCUGCAGAACUUAGACCUGUAUUGAACAGAUUAUGUGUGUUAUAUGGCUUAUGGAGCAUGGAAAAACACCUAGCUACAUUAUACCAAGGAGGAUAUCUACAAGGUCCAGAACCAGCCAGGUUGAUACGUGGAGCCAUCUUGAGGCUGUGUACAGAACUGAAGAAUGAUGCAGUAUCAUUGGUGGAUGUGAUUGCUCCCCCUGAUUUCAUCCUGAACUCCCCCAUUGGGAACUCAGAUGGCCAAAUCUACAAGAAUUUAUAUGGUGCCAUGAUUCAGGGACCAGCUGCCCUAGAAAGACCUUCUUGGUGGGCAGAAUUCUUGGAUAAACCAAAGAUUGGCUCCCUACGGCCAGAAUCAAAACUUUAAACAUUGAAAAAACUGACAUACAAGAGGUAAUUCUAGAAGUGACACCAAAGAGUUGACAUAUACAGGAGUUUUGAAAUUCAAAUACUGGAAGUGAAUUGAAAUAAAAGACAAACAGAAAACUUUUUUCUAAAAAUGACUAGAUUUAUUGAUGGCUCAAUACAUUGAAUGGCCUGUAAUCAGAAUGAUAAAAGUUUUACA
Owenia fusiformis is the source of this 2514-nucleotide messenger RNA. The record is from the annotation of a GenBank genome assembly. Lineage: Eukaryota; Metazoa; Annelida; Polychaeta; Sabellida; Oweniidae.